AUGGAGGUGGCCUUGGUAGACUUUGAGAGCCUGGAUGACCUUGCUGGCAACCUUGGAGAUGAGGUGGACACCUAUGCUGAUGAGACCACAGCUCUCACAGUGGACAUGCCCCCAGAGCACAGCAGCCCAACCAGCAACUACCAUCUAAGAGCCACAGACCUAACACCUACACCUUCCCACUGCAGCCCUAUACCCCCAUACAUUUGGGAAUCGACCUCCUCUUCACCCAUCCCGCAGACACUUACAGUACCACAGUCCCCGACGAUGCCAACUCCAACUAGAAAGGGGCGUAGCAGCUGCGCUAGCAUGAUCUCAAACUUUAAACUGCUGCUAAGCAGUGAGGGCAGCAAGGAAAGUGAGAUGAUCUUCAACCGGCUUGCUAAGGAGUGCUGUGAGGAUCUCUUUGUUGAUAAACGAGGCUUGGAUGAUGGAGAUCAGAAAGUCAUCAUCAACAUUGCCGGUCUUCGUUUUGAGACGCAGCUUAAAACACUGGACCAGUUUCCUGAGACACUUCUAGGGGACCCUUUGAAGAGGAUGGAGUACUUUGAUCCGAUGAGGAACGAGUACUUCUUUGAUCGGAACAGACCGAGCUUUGAUGGGAUUUUAUAUUACUACCAGUCAGGAGGUAAAGUUAGACGACCAGCUAACGUUCCCCUUGAUGUGUUUGCAGAUGAAAUUCAGUUCUAUGAGCUUGGAAACGAGGCUAUGGAGCAGUUCAGAGAAGAAGAAGGAUUCUUAAAAGACGUUGAGAUUCCUCUUCCUAGUAACGAUGUGUACAGACAAUUCUGGCUGCUGUUCGAGUACCCAGAGAGCUCCAAUGCAGCACGAGGUGUAGCGCUGGUGUCCGUCCUCGUCAUUGUCAUAUCCAUUAUUAUUUUCUGCAUGGAAACACUACCAGAAUUCAGAGAUGAGAUGGACCCAGUUGUGCCCACAGCAGUGCAACCUUUUAACCAAUCGCAGGGCUCUGCGGGCCCGCCUGGUGUCAAGCCCACAACGUUCUCUGAUCCUUUCUUCAUCAUUGAAACUGCCUGCAUUGGUUGGUUUUUCUUUGAGCUGUGUGUGCGAUUUUUGGUCUGCCCUAGCAAAAGAGAGUUUUUCCACAACCUCAUGAACAUUAUUGACAUCAUAUCGAUCAUCCCUUAUUUUGUCACUGUGAUUACAGAAUUGGCCACAACUCCAGCAGAAAGCUCAGGGCAGAACAUGUCUUUGGCCAUUCUACGUAUCAUCCGCUUGGUGCGGGUGUUUCGUAUAUUCAAACUGUCUCGUCACUCUAAAGGGCUCCAGAUCCUGGGACAGACUCUGAAGGCCAGCAUGCGUGAGCUCGGGCUGCUCAUCUUCUUCCUCUUUAUUGGAGUUAUCCUUUUCUCCAGCGCUAUCUACUUUGCUGAGGUAGACGAGCCAAAUACGGUGUUUGUCAGCAUACCCGAUGGCUUCUGGUGGGCUGUUGUUACCAUGACCACUGUAGGCUACGGAGACAUGUGUCCCAUUACCAUGGGGGGUAAGAUGGUGGGCACCUUGUGUGCCAUUGCAGGUGUGCUGACUAUUGCCUUGCCUGUUCCCGUCAUUGUUUCCAACUUCAACUAUUUCUACCAUAGAGAGGCAGAAGCAGAGGACAAGUUGCCCUUGGCUGAUGCUGUUGAGAAAGCCAUAAAGGAUACCACACAGGGUAGCAACACCUCGCUCAAUAAAGCCAACGGGAUCUGGCAGAGUGACAAAGGGAAGUGA
Messenger RNA from Neolamprologus brichardi, 1725 nucleotides. RefSeq names its product potassium voltage-gated channel, shaker-related subfamily, member 10a (gene kcna10a). Gene Ontology annotation, biological process: protein homooligomerization; action potential; potassium ion transmembrane transport. Gene Ontology annotation, cellular component: membrane; voltage-gated potassium channel complex. Gene Ontology annotation, molecular function: delayed rectifier potassium channel activity; protein binding. The record is from RefSeq and is a predicted model, not a curated record. NCBI's taxonomy places the organism in Eukaryota, Metazoa, Chordata, Actinopteri, Cichliformes, Cichlidae.